Messenger RNA from Dichotomopilus funicola, 8079 nucleotides. Its product is annotated as ankyrin repeat-containing domain protein. Gene Ontology annotation, molecular function: protein binding; zinc ion binding. NCBI's taxonomy places the organism in Eukaryota, Fungi, Ascomycota, Sordariomycetes, Sordariales, Chaetomiaceae. The record is from RefSeq and is a predicted model, not a curated record. The transcript has 8 exons. Bases 1 to 8079 code for a protein of 2692 amino acids.
AUGGAUCACAUCACAUUCGUCGUGGUACCGGGAUUGCACGACCCAGCCAACGCUCCUGGGGUCAGGAGUUCAUGGCAGAAUCACCCCGCAUCGAGUCCCCCCGGGGGGUUGAGCGGAAGUACGAGUGCAAGUGUCAGUGCCGGCCACUUGCUCUGGGACCCGUACUGGGCCCACUCGCAUCAAAGACUCGUCUUCUGCGGCGAGAACCUGGGCGGUAUCAUUGUCAAACGGGCUCUCACUCUCGCCGGGACUGACACCACCAUAGCCCAGCACACUUGUGCCUGCAUCCUCCUCGGCGUCCCGCACAAAGCCCCGUCCCUCGAAGCCUGGCGGCAAACACUCACAUCCAUUGUGCUCCCGUUUUGGACCGCUCUCCCGGACGGCUUUUGGCAGACGACCGCGGAUCUGCCAGCGUAUCUUAAACGUGUCUCAUCCGAGUUUAUCCCGGUUGCGUUUAGCAUUGCCAUCGUUAGUAUCUGCCAGGACGGGGCGUCUGCGGCCGUCGACACUUCGUGCGGGGUACUUGGUGUCUCGCACGAGCACGUCGUCCUCCGCGAUUCCGCCGUUCGGUUUAGCCAGAUCGGGAGGUUCAACCCAAGCCAACGCGGGGCGGUUGACGGGGUAUUCUCUAUCGUCAAGGCUGCAGCGUCAGCUUCCUCUCCGGCGCUAACCUACCUCAAAACUCUGGCCCGCCUCAGCCCACAUACCCACGCCCCCUCUCACACAUCUUAUAUCUCCCGCACCCCCUAUACUGCCCACUCAUUAUCGAACUCACCGCUCGUGCAAGCCACAGUCCACCCCCUCCUCGACGCUAUCACGGCCACCCUCCCCGAGAUCCCGGCUAACACUGUCGCCAUCAACCUUUACGGCGCCCGUGGCAUCGGCAAAACAACAUUGUCGUACGCCCUGCACGAGCAACUCUUGCGAGGUCGCGCUGUCCGGGUAAACUCAGGGCCAACCCCGGAGUUGGGGUUAGGGUCAGGGCCAGGAAUGAGGCCAGGUUUAGGGGUUGUAUCAGACCCCAAGAUAGGAUCGGCUCCCAAGAAAGAGUAUAUUGCCUACUUUGCGUUCGACACGCACGACCACAGACGGCGGUCGGUGCGGGCAAUGCUAGUCAAGGUGAUCCGGCAGCUGCUGGCGAGCGAACCCGGCCUGGCAAAUCGUUUUAUGGAGCGGGAAAGGGGGAAGAAAUGGUGGAAGCAAGAGGAAGAACCAGGGCGGGUGGAUGAGCAGGAAAAAAAGGAGAAGGAGGAGAAGGAAGGGGAAGAAUCGGGCGAAGAGACAGAGGCAGAGAUGAAGACAGCCCCCACGUCGCCGACCGGGCCGACAACACCAACGCCAACAAUGGCCACAACACGCAAACAAGACUCCCCAGAUACCCAUGGCCUUUCCCCACACCUUGACCGCACGCGCUGGACAGAAGGCAAUCUCUGGAUCCAGAUGCGCUCCACCCUCCGCCAUCUCCCUUCUGCCUCCCAUACCCACCUCGUCCUUGAUGCUGUCGACACUUGUGACACGCCGUUGCUACACGACUUUCUCCGAGAUCUCCUCGAUCUGCGUUUCGCGGCGGCCGGCACGCUCACCAUUUGGUUCACGUCUGUUGCUAGGUUGGAGAUCAUGCCAGUCGAGGGCAGUCAGACGGGGAAAAGAAGGAGUAUGGGCACCGGCACCGGCGAAACCUGGCACCUCGACAUAGAACGCAUGCCGGAUUUCGAAGCCUGCCGAAGCGACUUUCAAGCCACACUCGCGGCCCAGAUUACAUCCCUCAGCCCCAAAUUUCGCGCAACCCAGCCGGAGUUACGUGCGUGCCUCGACGCAGCGGAAAACUUUACGCACGCAAACUUACUCGCACAUCGGAUCCGCGGCAUCGACCAGCUGUCCCGGCCUCAGUGCGUCAGUGCCGGGCUUGAGGAGAUCAAGAAAGGCUGGGAGGAGACCAUCACGGCGAUGGUGCAGGGCGCGCCUGGCUGGGUGGUGGGUGCGUUGGUUUGGAUGUUGUUUGUGCGACGGCCGUUAGGGCUGGACGAGCUGGCCGUUGCCGUGGCGUUGGCGGAGAGCGACGGGAAGAUUGAGGCAGAGAUGGAAACCGAGACCGCGACUGGAGAGGCUGGGACUAACAAAGCCAGUACCAUCGACUCCGUUUCUUCUCAUUCACCUGUUGCUAAGAGGGGCCUAUCCCUGAACGAGAGCCUCAUCCCCCUCGACAUCGGCACCGACCUGUGCCGGGCCCUCGGUCCGCUAGUCGAGAUCGACACAGACCGUGAGGAGAUCCGCAUCGCCCACUCGUACGUCGCCGAGGUGUUGCAAGAGUGGAUUACGUCGGCGAUGGUCCAGGCCACACCGGCGCAACGGCUGGUCGGUCAGACGCAGACAUUACUCGAGUAUCUGCAUUUCUGUCUGGAGAGGAUCGGCGCUGCCCAGGAGGUGUCGGAAGAGAAAGUGUUUGGGCUGUUGGAGUAUGCUCUGGAGCAUUGGCAUGUGCACUACUGCCAGGUCAUGGACGAUAAUGACAACAAUGACGACAGCGAAGGUAGUGUUAGAAACGACGCGCACAAUGAGCUCCAACAGCUCGCCCGCGCCCUUUUCGAGAACCCCAGGAACAUGCGCUGGCUGGCAUCCCGAAAAUACCUCAACCCCGAGCCGGAGUCGCCAGCCCAGGCCGCCGAGAUUGGAGGCAGCGAGAGUCUUGUACGCCCCGUGCUUCUCGCUGCCCGCCUUGGCCUCUUCUCCAUCUUCAAGCAGCUCUUCAAUGCGACCUCGGAGCCCGACCACCCCGACCGGCUCGACGCCCUCCGCGUAGCCUGCCAAAGCGGCCACCUGCCCAUCGUCCAAUAUCUCAUCCAAGACAGCGCGAUGACGGCCAACUCGGCCACUCUCGAAAGCCUCAUAACGGAAGCCUGUGAGCGCGGAGACGAGCACGUCGUUCUAGCUCUUCUUGACCCACUGCGCGAGGUUAGGGCCGCGGCCAACCAAGAUCCAUACACCAUCCCGUCCGCGUUGCUCAUACAGGCCUGCCGCAUCGGCCACGCCUCGCUCGCGCAGCGUCUGAUCGAGGCCGGUGCUUACAUCAACGCGGAUAGCGACAGCGAGGUGUCGCCCCUACAUGCUGCCAUCAUGCAAGGCCAUCUGGAUGUGGUCAGCUUGCUUCUCGAAAACGGUGCGCAGGUGAAUAGAACGGCGGACCGCGGGUGGACGCCUUUACAGUGCAGUAUCCGGAGGGGGUAUCGGUAUAUUGCGAGUCGGCUCCUGGCAGAGAACGGAGUCCUGGACAACGCGAACGAGGAUGGUCUCACGAGCGCCCAUCUGGCCGCCCGGGUGGGUGAUGUCGACCUGCUCAGACAGGUCAUCGAUCUGGAGAGAGACGGUCCGGGGCUUGGAGCCGAUGUGGAUGGCGGUGAGUGGGAUGAAGGGCCGGAUAAGCCCCUCGUUUCGCAGCCUCUGCACGAAGCGGCGGAACAUGGCCACGUCGCGGCGGUCGAGUUCUUAGUCGAGCACAGCCACGCAUCGAUUGAUGCACCCAACGCCGAUGGCAAGACGGCGCUGUACCUGGCCCUAGCGCAAAAUCACACGGCCGUCGUUGAUGCGCUCCUGCGCCACGGUGCGGCAGUGACAACCGACGAAGACUACGCAACGAGCGCCCUGCGCCAGGCCAUCAUUCAUGGUAACGUGCCCGUCACGAUGGCUAUCUUGAAAACGAGCGACAGGCGCAGCUGGAGGGGGAGCAAAUCGUCUCCAUCCGAGACGACAGCCGCAGCGCCGUGCUCGGCCUUGACGGACGCGGCGCGACACAACCAGUUCGACAUCUUCCGGGCGCUGAUUUACGAUGAUGCGGACAUCCAGCAUCGCGUGGAUCAUCACCAGGACCCGGAUCGCAGCAACGAUGACGACAGCGACGACGACGACCACGACGGCCAGGACGACGAGGAGGAAGAUGAAGAAGGCGAGGCUCGCAGGAUCCUGGGUGAAAACAGUGGCCGCGGGUGGGCGGCCGCACACUUUGCCGCUUACUACGGGAGCGCCGACAUCAUGCGGCUGCUGGUCGAGCUAGGACCGGACGUCGUCAACGCCAAAACGGCAUGCGGACACACGCCGCUACAUCUGGCCGUGCACCGCGAGGAGGUGGAUGUGGUCCAGAUCCUACUCUCCCCGCCAGCUCUCCCUCUCCCUCUCCCUAUUCCAUCCGACAUGACAGAUGAUGCCUUCCGCCCCCCACGAAGAGAAGACAGCUUUAACAGCCGAGUCAGCAGCUCUUCCUCAACGACAGCCAGAGCAACCGCCAUAGCACUUGCGACGAUACCAACAACAGUAGUAGCAGAACAGCAACCCCAAGCCCUCGUGGUAGAUGUCGAUACCCCGACUAACCGGGGCCGCACAGCUCUCCAUAUCGCCGCCGGCCGCGGCGAAUCUGCCGAGCUCGUCAAGCUCCUCCUCGACCGUGGUGCUUCCCCCAGAGCCGCUGAUGGCAAGGGCAAGACGCCGCUACAUUUUGCCGCCGCAGCAGCCGGGUCCUCUGUACGUAAGUCUUCGGUCAUGGCAACGACAGCAACGAAAACGACAAGAACAGAAGCAGUACUACCAGCGCCCACGACUCCUUCCUUGCCCCUUAGCCGCAUGGCCCGCACCAAAUCGCUCACCGGGAUAAUCACCACUUUGCUCGCGGCCGGCGCGGACCCCGGUGCGCGCGACUCUACCACUGGCCGCACGCCGCUACACUACGCCGCGCAAGCUGGGAGUGUUGUCGCCACCGCUCUUUUGCUAAGGCAUGGUAGUACCGCUGCGACUACUACUGCUUCUGUUACCGCUGCUGGUAUCGCUACUGGUAGUGUUAAAAGUGGGAAUAGCAACAGCGGUAAUCCCCUGGCCGCAGUAGCUGACGACGCAGGCAUCACACCGUUGUACCUGGCCGCUGAGGGGGGGCACGUAAAGGUGCUGUUGCUCUUGCUGGGGUUGGGAGCCAAGGUAGCAGCAGGGGCCAAACGAGGAGACGAACUCGCUGCCGUUGCUGCUCUCGGGGUGAGUAGCCCAAGCCCAAGCCCUGGCGCUGCGAGUAGUGGUGCGAACGUCAACGUGGCAAAUCGACAAGGCGCGACAGCGCUACACGCCGCUGUCAUCCGGGGCCAUCUCGGCGUCGUCGACAUCCUUCUGCGGGCAGGCGCCAAUCCAGAUCUGGCGGACGAGGUGGGGGACACACCGCUUCACGAAGCCGCGCGAAGGGGGCACCACCAGAUCACAGAGAGACUGGUAAAAGGGAGCGAGCACAGCGGCGCCGUGGCGAGCCUGAACCUCUUCAACACGUUCGGUAUUACCCCGCUGCAUCGCGCUGUGCUGAAUGGUUGGUCGUGGACGGUGCGCGUGCUGCUCGAGGCCGGGGCAGACCCAAACCUCGUCGAUGGGGACGGGGAUACCGCGCUCGAGGCCGCCAUCGCCUCGGGGACGUACAAUGUGGUAGAGGUGCUCCUGCAGCUGAACGAGACCAAUGAGACGGCCGAGGCCAUCGAUGUGCAGGACCACGCUAGGGGUCCUGAACCCAAGAACCCCGAAAAGCCCAAGUUGCGCUUCCCUGUCAACCUCAAUGUCCAGAACAAACAAGGCAAAACCCCCCUGAUGCGUGCUGCUCGGGCCUGUCCCGAGGCACUGCGGCCCCUUCUCGACGCCGGCGCCGACGCCACCCUCCGCGACCACGACCAAAACACUCUUCUGCACGAGAUAGCCUUCCACCCGAAGCUUUUGCCGGUUAAUACCAUCGCCACGCCCGCUCUCCUCGCCCACCCCCAGCUCCAAACCAAAGAGCAACUCUUGCUAACCAAUAACGAAGGGCUCACGCCCACCCACGCCGCGGCACGGCGGAGUAACGGCCUGCUGAUCAAGUGGUUUGCAGCGUUCGGCAACGCGGUGGUUGAGGCGAGAGAUCGCCAGGGCCGGACGGCGCUGCAUCAUGCCGUUCGAACGCUGGGAAAGGACGAGCUGCGGGACGCCUUUGGGGACGUGAAUCUGCGCCCUAGUCUGGGCGUCGACGGCACCGGCGUCAACGUGCCGGACGCAGACGGCUGGACGCCACUUCAUUGGGCCUGCCGAGGCAGCCAGACAGGGGUAGUCAAGCUGUUGCUGUCGCAAUAUCGUUACCCCCUACGGGCGCUGCGCUACCAAGGCCGCAGCGGUGAAGCGCACCACGGCUGGUCAGCCAUAGCCGUGGCCGUCUUCCACCGGAACCUCGACGCUAUCAAGUUCAUCCAGCAUCACGUGUGGGCCAUGGAUCCUGAAUGGAGCGGUCGGGAAAAGCAGCCCCCUCCUGAGAAGCUCCCUGAUCCACCCACAUCAGCGGAAGAGGCGUUUGUGGCCCGAGACGGCGGUGGUGGUGAUGAGAUCAGCCCUGAUGUGCUAAAGGUUCCGGGCCGGGCUCGCAUUCGGGUGGAAUGGUCGGCGAGGUUUGGAAGCGGCCUGCGGUCAGAUGGGAAGGUUGUCGUUCCCGGAACGUUGAGACAAAGCAUCGGGUGCGAUGAUUGCCAUUAUGUUCCCAUGUACGGCGCCCGCUUCAAGUGUGUCCAGCACGUGAAUUUCGAUCUGUGCUUCAAGUGCUAUUGGCACCACGAAACAACCCACACUCCGCCUGGUCACAGCUUUGAGAAGCGCGCAGACGGCCCCGUCGACGGUCCUCCUCUUGCCACGUCGGCCCCUGUCUCACCCGAAGAACGGCUGGAGCAGCAGCGGCAAGCAGCUCUCGCUCCUAAACCCACCCGCCGCCGUGAGCCCAUCAUCGUCACCCACGGCAGCGGGGGUCCCGUCGAGAUCGUCACUCAACCCCGCCACUCACGUCCCUCUUCACACAGCAACCACCGGCGCAGCCUGCGCUGGAGCGCCAGUAACUACCUCAACAAGAGCCCCCAAACUAGUCCAAGCUUGCCCCGGCCCUAUAUCGUGGAUGUGACUGGGGGUGGUGCACAGUCGCUUCCGGACUUUAUGGAAAGGGAACGUCUCGAAAAGGAGAUCCUUAUCGAAAGGGGGCGUCUUGAAAUGGCGCGCCUUGAAAGGGAGCAUCUUGAAAGGGAUAUUGACAAUACAAGAGGGCCAGGGCGGGAAAUAGACCGAGAGCGGGAGCGGGCGCGGGCGCGGGAGAGGGAACGAGAACUGGAAGAGAUUAUCAGCAGUCUCGAGCGAGACCGUGAAAGAGAGCGAAGAAACACAGUGGGUGCAGGCACGAUAUCGGAACCCGCCAUCUUCCCGCCUCCUCUUCCUCCUCCUCCUCCCCUACAUCCCUAUCCUCCUCCAUUUAUACCGGGCCACCCUUCCUAUCAACUCAUGCCCCCGUACCCUCCUCCUCUCCCUUAUCAAUCAAUGCCCCCAUACCCUUCUCCCCCUCCUCUGUAUAUGCAACCCCCGAUGUCGCCGGUAGACGAUCCAUACUCGCUCGGGACGAUCACUGGCCGCCCAAGAGCGGAGCGUGCCCUAGAGCUAGACUUGGGACGCAGGCGACUACGGUCACGAUCGCGGUCCAGUUCCAGGUCCAGAUCGAAGCCUAGAUCACGAGAACGGCGGUAUCGGAGCGAAGCAUCUGACUACAUCAUUGAGGGCCUCCAUCGUGAAGAGCCAUAUCGUCACCGGGUGAACCGGCACUUGGAGGAAAGGUUCGAUGGUCGACGGAAUAGGGGGGCCCCGAGACAUGCGUAUGAUGACUAUGAAGACAUCCUGGUGGAACCUAGGAACAUAACCCGAGAGCGAGAGCGACCGGCAAGUAUGAGCGAGCGACUAAGAGAAAUCGACCGCGACUACGGGCGUGAACGUGAAGAGCUAGACGUUUGGCACCACAAUACGGUAGACGAGAGCGGGAUGUAUUACCUGCCCAGCGAAAUCCACAGGAGAAGGAAUAGGAAUAGGAGUCGGAGUCGGAGUCGGAGCCGGGGCCGGGGGAGCAGAACAAUUGUUUAUAUGGGGGGAGAGACAAUAAUCAUCCCCCAGAGGCGGGAGACAAAGAAGGGAAAGGAACCGGAUGCUGCCAAGAAGGCUGCCGCACCAGAGACUGCCAAGAAAGCUGCCGCACCGGACACGCCGGGAAUAGAGAAGCCGGAAACUGAAACGAAGUGA